AUGCCUGCAUGGUCACCACCGUUUCUACCAUAUUCAGAUGACAACCAAUAUUCAACCAACAUUCAGGAAAAUGCUUAUUACCCAUUUCAAUAUGGUAUGAGACCUCUAACUCCACACAUCGCUACAAGUUCCACAACGAGCGCAAUCCAGGGUAGAGAUGAUACACCCGACCGCAGAGAGACCGAUGCAUGUACCUCCACUAGAGUUUAUGAGGAAAAUAAAGAGGAUGCAUUAGAUCCACGAGCACCCAACGAUGGCACUACCUCAAAUCCAGAUGAAGAACAAAUAGAUGGUGGUGAUUUGAUUGAGGAGCCACAGUCGGGAAUGGAGUUUAAUUCAUUUGAAGAUUUGCUGAGUUAUUAUAAGGGAUAUGGUAAAAGAUGUGGAUUUGGGGUUUCGAGACAAAGGAGUGAGAGGGGAGAGGAUAAAAGUAUGAGAUAUGUCACUCUUGAUUGUGCCCGUGGUGGGAAGGCCCGGAAUAAGAGUUUCAAUGUCGCCAAUCUACGUCCGACAGGAAAAAAUGAUUGUAAGGCAAAGAUUAAUACCCUAAAAGUAGAGGGAAAAAUGUGGUACUCAGGUGGUACUGGAGCACUUAGAGAUUAUUUUUUGAGGAUGCAAUACAAGAGUAAUGGAUUUUUUGCAUCGAUGAAUUUAGACGAUGACGAGAUGCUGAAGAAUGUUUUCUGGGCAGAUCCACGUAGUAGGAAAGUUCCCGAGAAGCUUGGGUCAUAUGCUUCCUAUAAAACUGGACUAAAAAAUCACCUGAUGAAAUGUGUGUACGACACUCAAUCUUUUGAAGAGUUUGAGACAUAUUGGGAUGGGUUACUUAACACAUAUGACUUACAUGAUAAUGUUUGGUUGAAAAGUUUAUAUGUUAACCGUGAACAUUGGGUACCAGUAUUCCUUAAAGAGUACUUCUGGGCUGGAAUGAGUACAACCCAGCGUAGUGAGAGUAUGAAUGCUUUUUUCGAUGGUUAUGUUCAUGCGAUGACAAACUUGAAGGAGUUUGUCGACCAGUUUGACAGUGCAUUAAAGAAAAAGAUUGAGAAUAAAAUGAGUGCGGACUUCCACUCAUUUAGCGUCACGAUUCCCUACGUGUCUAGAUCUCCAAUUGAAAAGAGAUUUCAAGAGUUGUACACGAACGCUAAAUUUAGGGAAGUUCAACAGCAAGUAAUUGGUGUGCUCGAUCUUGAUUCAUCUCUACUUAGAUUAGAUGGUGUAAUGAAAACAUAUUUAGUAGAAGAUAAAGUUCGUGUUGAAGAGUUCACUAAGCCGAUUACUUAUUCAGUGGCAUUUAAUAAGGAAGACUGCAGUGUGAAGUGUUCAUAUGGGUUAUUUCAGACGAUGAGUAUACUGUGUAGGCAUAUUUUGGCCAUAUUCAAAUCUAAUGGUGUAAAAUCAUUGCUAGACCGGUACAUUUUGGAUCGAAGGAGGAAGGACAUCAAAAGGAGAUACACGUUAAUCCAGCGGGGCUAUGAUGUAGGGGAUCAAAGUAUAGGUGGCAACAGAUACUCUAUUUUGUUAAACAUAUGUUAUCAGAUGAUAAUUUAUGAAGCAUCUUUGAAUGAGCAAUUUGAAGAUGCAAAGACAAGGAUACACCAGAUGACUAACUCCUACCGUGAGAACCCACACCCCCAAUCUUGGACCCAAACAGGUUCAAAUACUGGUGCAAUUUCACUAGACACAAGUGUUCAUGUUGGUAGUUCACAACAAGUCAAGAGUCCACUUAUUGUCAGAGGGAAAUGA
Messenger RNA from Carya illinoinensis, 1746 nucleotides. Its product is annotated as protein FAR1-RELATED SEQUENCE 1-like. The transcript has 5 exons. Bases 1 to 1746 code for a protein of 581 amino acids. Gene Ontology annotation, molecular function: zinc ion binding. The record is from RefSeq and is a predicted model, not a curated record. NCBI's taxonomy places the organism in Eukaryota, Viridiplantae, Streptophyta, Magnoliopsida, Fagales, Juglandaceae.